Molecule: messenger RNA, 1269 nt
Organism: Symbiodinium natans
Lineage: Eukaryota; Dinophyceae; Suessiales; Symbiodiniaceae
Source: the annotation of a GenBank genome assembly
AUGGUCCUUGGCCGUGGAGCUCACAAAGGCUUCCUCCUCGGCCUCUUCAUGAUACGAGCCUUCUGCAGUGAAGAUGCUGCGUGUGACACCUGUAAGGGUUCCACAUCCAGCUCGCUGCUGCAGCUGGGCACAGGAAGCGCUGGCGAAGGGGAGCUUCGCGAGGGGCCCUGCGAAUCGUGGUGCGUCCCCAGCCCAAGCAGCUGCACCGGGAAGAAUUGCAAGGGGUGUGCCGGUUGUGCCGGUAUUGCCCGAUGUGCGAACUGGUGCGGAAACACGGAGGAUUGGGCGGACAGGUGCACGAAAUGGGCUUGCGACGGCUGCGGACCUUGCACCACAACGACGACGACGCCUCCCUUUGGCUACACCGCUGUGGGGGCGGGCUGGUGCGACAGGGGCUACAUCGGUGGAUGGUAUGCACCGGACGCUGUUGACAUUGAGACCUGUGCGCAGAGAUGUAAUUCAGAGAAGAACUGCAAGUUCUUCAGCCUGAAGGUCGGCGCCACGUGUUCUCGCUACUCAAGUGACGCUGGAGCUUGCACUACGCGCCACGAGCCGGACGCCUACUUCACCUAUGGCAAGGCGCCAGGAGAAAGCUAUGUGCCUGGCGAACCUGGAGCUGAGUGGUCGCCAGAGCACCAGAAGGCCAUCAGAGCCAAGUUGAUCCGUGUCUUCCAGGAACCGGAUGCCUUGUGUUGGGAAGGGAACAUCCAAGUGCCAGGAGAACGAUGGUCGGGUCUACCAACCAUGGCCAAGUUCCUGCGUUUGGCCUUCCAUGAUUGCAUGAAGUAUGCCGACGGCACUGGUGGCUGCGAUGGAUGCUUGGAGUGGACGGGUGUAGGCGAGCGUUUCGCGCGAGACCAGCUUAGAAAGUUUCUGCUGAAUGCCAGUGAUGAUGGGCACAACAACGGCUUGCAGCCCACCGUGGAGAUCUUGGAGAAGAUCUACACCGACCCAACUUUUCCACAGAAGGCGCCAAGUCUGCCUCAGUCGCCCAAAGACAGCGGCAUUUCGCGAGCUGAUCUGUGGGCCUUUGCUGGCAUGGUGGCGGUGGAGCAUGGCAUCCAGCUGAAUAACCUCGCCUGUCACAAGCUGGAUUUGGAUGAUGACACGGGGAUUUUGAAGCAAUGUCAUCCCAGGGUCGGAGAGCCUGAUUGCGAGGUGGCUCCUCCUCGGCCCUUCAACUUUGCUUCCGGCCGCCGGGACUGCCUUCCCGACCCCACGGCGGACCAGCCCUAUAAGACCUCCAAGAAGGAGCUCCAUCCUGCAUAA